This is a messenger RNA of Exophiala dermatitidis NIH/UT8656, 1008 nucleotides long. Its product is annotated as phytanoyl-CoA hydroxylase. The coding region runs from base 1 to 1008 and encodes 335 amino acids. Lineage: Eukaryota; Fungi; Ascomycota; Eurotiomycetes; Chaetothyriales; Herpotrichiellaceae. The transcript is spliced from 2 exons. The record is from RefSeq and is a predicted model, not a curated record.
AUGCCUCAUGCAGAGUCACCAGAGCCCCAACGAAUAAAUGGCGAGAAGCUUUUUGUUAAUGAUGGGCCGCUGACUCCUGGAGAGAUUGGGAGCCUCAAGCCAACAACGAUUGACACUCCUAUCGAAGAAGCUCGCCGACGCUAUCAAGAGGAUGGGUACCUCUUCUUGAAAGGACUGUUACCUCGUGACGAUGUCUUGAAAGCUCGAGAGGAGUACUUCAAGUUGCUCUCCCCCAGUGGAGUCUUGAAACCUGGAACUAGUCCCGUCGAUGGCAUUUUCGAUUCAUCAAAGGAUAAACUGGACUUUCCUGGAAUUGGAGCCGGCUCUGCAGAUUCCAAUGGUCGUCCCACAGGGCCUCAUCCUGAGGUAGCAACCAUGUUCGUUGAUCUGGCACUUCAGGCUCACACUGAGCCAUGGUAUAAGGAGAAAUUUUGCAAACAUCCGGCUCUGCGCGACUAUAUCGCCAGAUUAACCGGUUGGGGAGAAAAUACCCUUGGUGUUCGGAGAACACUACUGCGAAACAACACUCCGGGGAAUAAAGCCAUCGGUGUCCAUUACGACCAAAUAUUCUUGAGAUAUGGAGACGACUCGGCAGUAACUGCCUGGGUCCCGAUUGGGGAUGUCUCGAAACAAGGGGGUGGAUUGAUAUACCUGGAGAAAGGACAUACCCUUGGCGCAGAGAUUGAAGAGGAAUUCACCAGGAAAGCCAAAGCUUCUGGACUGACCGACGAAGAAGCAAAGAACGCGUUUAAUCAGAAUAUGAUGUCCGGAGGCAUGCUCGCCGAUGGCCCUGCCGAAUUUGCACGAAGAUAUAAUCGACGUUGGCUGCUGACCGAGUACGAAGCUGGCGACGUGGUUCUUCACAAUUCCUAUGCGAUCCAUGCAUCAACCAUCAACCAUGACCCCGAAGAUAAGAUUCGACUCGGAACAGAUCUGAGGUUUGUCGACAACAGUCGUCCAUGGGACACUCGUUGGGGGAACGACUACCGGUUCAAUGAUGGUGUUUGA